Molecule: messenger RNA, 2683 nt
Organism: Vitrella brassicaformis
Lineage: Eukaryota; Vitrellaceae
Source: the annotation of a GenBank genome assembly
GGCAGGGCAUUGCAGCGUACACAAAAACACAUACAGAUCCACAGAUCCACUUGAUUUGGCAGACACACGACACACUGCCCUCUCCAAAGACACACAGAGUUUUCCCAUCCCAUCCAUCGGUCACAUCUACUCACAUCGUCACCCUGCCUGUGCCCUGCCCCAUCCGCCUCACAUCCACAACCGCACGGCCAGCCUGAUGUGGUGGCUGGGGGUGUGGGUGGGUCUGGCCGCUGCUCACGGCGGCCGGCGCGUCUGCUGCACCAGGGGAGCCAUUGAUGAGCCCAUGGUGGUCUUGUGCAGUGCCGCUGCCAUAGUGCUGCAGCUGCAGCUGGCCACAGGCGCCCUGGAUGUCCAGACCCCUGGGCUCCCUCACUGUACACGUGAACUUGUAGCUAUGCGCCGCCUGCACCACACACAUCACACACAUCGAUUGCGUCUGUCUGGUGCACCUGUCAGUGUGUGCGUGGCGCGGGCAUGGCUGCGUACGUCUCUGAAGGCCUGGAUUCUGUCGCGUGAAGGUGUCCGGAGUGCCUCGUCGCUGCCGGUCCAAGGGCUGAAGGGCAGCAGGUUGAGCCUGACUCGGUCCUUGCCGGGUAUCCUGGUGAGUGGGUCGAUCAGCGACACGAACGAGUCGAUCUGCUCGGGCAGGUCGGUGAUGCCCACGAUCAGCAGGAGCUCGAUGAACAGGUUGCGCGAGUCGCGACGUUGCCUUAUCACGCCCCUGCAAACAAGGAAAUGCAGGAUGAUAUGGCGUUCUUCUUGUCUGUUCGCCUCUUUGUCGUUCUGUCCUCUAUACUCGAAUGCGUCUCUGAGUUCCUCCAGUGAGUGCGUCAUGGUUGGCACCAGCAGCCGACGGGCCUCUUGAUCAGCCUGCACCCAUCGAUCCAUCCAUCCAUCCAUCCACAGUUCCAUCAGAGAGACGGUGGCUUGUUUCUUGUGUUGUGUUACUUACCGUGAGGAGUGCCCACGAGAGGACGGUGUUGAGGUUGGCCAGGCCGUGGAUGGCCUCAGGCGACGGGCCCAUCGUACUCACCGACAAACGGGACGGACCGAAGGCAAAGCCGCCCUGGUCGAGCAAGAUCUGAUGCACCGACACCCACAGUUUAAACAAGCGCCAGAAAUGCGUGUGUGUCUUUGGUUUUUGUCACCUCGCACGCUUUGCUGAGGUUGUGGAUGUUCUCUGUGGGCUCGCCCAUGCCGGCCACCACACACGUCUGCACAGGAGGCAGCCCGUACCUGUCACACACACACACACCGUGCAGACAAACAGACUCUGUGUGUGUGUGUUUGUCUGAGUGUGGGUUGCUCACUCUCUGGCGAGUUUGAUGGCCAGGUAGACCUGCCCCACAAUCUCAUCGACCUCCAGGUUCCGACGGAGCCCAAACGCACCGCUCGCACACGGACGACACGAAUGGCUGCAGCCAACCUGCAGCCGACGAGAGGAGGAGAAACACAAACACCAGCAUUCCCGGCAUGUAGCCAUUUCCCUCCCUCCCUCCCUCCCACUGACUGACUGACUGACUGACCUGUGUGGAUAUGCACACGGACGUCUUCUUGACGUGUGGCAGCAGCAUCGUCUCGAUCCGCUCCCCGUCACCCAGCCGCACAUCCAUCUUGACCGCACCAUCAGCGCUCCGCUGCAGCCCCGCCACAUCCACAGGUGGCCGAUCCACCACCGUCUGGAAGAUGUGUGAAAAUGCCCCCGAGAAGCCGUACCGGCCCUCCAGCUCCCGGGGCUCCAUCAUCCACGGGUCUGCCCCAUCCCUCAGCACCUUCCACACCUUCUUGGCACGCCCCUCGCCAUUGAGCUUGUAGCCCAGCUCGCCCGGCGUCAUGGCCAAGAGGUCGGGCAAGCGCCGGUUGGACGGCAUCUGGAAGGACGAGAUGGACCGACGCCGCCCCCCUUGCUGAUAGCCAUAGCUGGUGCCGUAGGAACGUGACGGCGAGUGUGAUGGAGCAGGGGGUAGAUAGCGAGGCAUAGAGGGUGCCGGGCGUCGGAGGACGGUGGAGCCAUCGGUCCAGCCGAGCGGGGUGCUGGCCGGUUGCUGCCUGGGGGUAGGGGGAGGUGUACGUGGGGACUGCGUCGGUCGCUGCAACGACGGUAGUAGAUGAGAUGGGACAUUGUUGCUGUUGACCUGCGGUCUCGCAGAAGGAACCGGCGAGCGAUCCGCAUGAGUGCGUCCGCUCUCGCUAGUGACAGCCGUGUGCUCAUCGACCACUUGCGUCCUUCCCUCCGCUGCCUGAUGCUCCAUUGCCUCGACAUCUCCCAUCUGUUCUUGCCUCAGCCGCGCUCUCUCCCGCUGCCCUCUCAGCGUCUUCUGCGACCGAGGCCGCUCCACAGGCCGACGGCGGGGCAGCCGGUGGCCCACCUUCAGACGCAGACGCGGUGACUCAGACGAGGAGCCGCAGAAGGUCUCCAGCUCCUGGAAGUAGACCGACUCGAACGACAGUUGUGACUCAUCGUCUGCCUUCUUCAGCCUGGCGCGAGCAGGUACGUGGCGGUAGGGACGGGCGAGGCGGCGUGAUGGUCGCUGUAGGUGAGGAGGGAGGAAGGAUGGGCAGAUCUCGGCAUGCAUGAGGUGCCAUAGAAGGCAAAACGUUGCGAAGCUGAAGAGCCACAUGACGCUGUAAGGGAGGCUGGUGGGACAGUCUCUAUGGACUCUGCCUCUCUCCUGCAUCAUCC